AUGCCGCGCCCGGCGGGAAGGCACCGGGCGGUCGCGGGUUCCGCUUCCGGGUCGGCAUUUUCCCCGCGUCCCGGGCGGGAAAUGGAGGCGCCGCCGGAGCCGGAGCCGGCGGGCGCGGGGCCGGGGGAGGCGGGCGCGGGGCCGGCGGACCCGGGGCCGGCGGACGCGGCGCGGCGGGACCCGCGGGUGCGCUGCUGCUCGCGGCGCCGGCUGGGCGCCUUGCUGGAGCUGUGCGCGCCCUUCGUGCGGGCCCUGGCGCAGGGACAGCCCGGCGGGGCCGCCGCCGAGGCAGACGUGCUCUGGAACUUCGAGACAGCGGUGCGGGAGAACGUCACCAUUAACGGGCAGCCCUGGGAGGAGGCCUCGGAUGACUCCCGGCUGCAGAGCGAUUCCAAUAUUCAAAUUCUGGAGGAUGAAUUUGAUGAAUUAAUAGUAGAGACAGCAACUAGGCGUAAACAGUGGCCUAAAAAGAUCCUGGUGCAUGCUAUCCAAACCAUGAAAGCAGAGCAAGAGAUGUUGAAGCUCUACCAGCCUGUGGUAAAACCAGCAGACAUAAGACCUCAGCCUUCUCAAGAUGCUUACAUCGCAGAUCUGAAGCAGGCGACGGAGGUGGCAUCCAAACAGAUCAGCGAAGCAAUGCAGUCUAUUCCAGCACUCAUAGAAAAAGCAGAAGGUUUUUCCCAAGCAUUGACUUUGCAACCAGCCUUGGAACUCUGCAAGCUGCGGCAAGAAGUCUUUUCUGGUUUCAAGGUGAAGGAGGAAAACGAUGUCCAAAAUUCAGUACCACCAGGAGAAGUCACACCAACAGGAACUGUUUGCAGUAAAAAUCCUUAUGUUUUGCUGAAAAGAAGAAAAGCUGCAGGUUCCCCUGAGAGAAAGCGCUACCCACUGCGGCGGAGGAAGAUCACUCUCAGUGCUUGAAUUUCUCAUUUUGUGUUUUCACAUUGGAAUCUCAGUUGUACUUUUGUUCCAUGUGUUCCAUCUUUUUUCUUAGAACUCAUCUCCCCUCAGUACUAUACAUGGGAGCAUCUUUAAUUUAAUUAGUCUUUGACCUCUUAAAUGUUUCUAUUUUUGCUGACAUGCUGAUGGUGUAUGGUGCAUGUACCAGUAGCAUCCAAUAUCCAGCAAGUAUAUUUGCCAUUUAACUCAUUUUUUGCUCUUAUAUUGCAGUUUUUAGCUUGAGUCCUUGUGCUUCUCAGAGUUUGUGUGCAUGCUUUAUGUAUGUGGGCAGUCUUUCAGGAAACCACUAACUGCUCAUUUAUAUUCAGCAUGUCUCUAAAGAGGUUGGAGAAUGUCUAGUUCUCCUAAUGCACCUUCAUUAAUUACUGAGGCAUGUGGCUUUUAUGUUAAUUAAUUAAUUUACACUGCAGCAUAUUGAAAUCACCAAAUUUGAUGCAAUGUUGGAGUUUUAAGGAAGUCCAUGCACACAUGUGACAUUAAUCCUUGCUAUUCUACCUUUCCUGAAUGUAGGUCAUUUAGGCUUAUUUAUAGUCAUGUUUGUUGAAAUUUGGAUUUUUAGUAAUUGUAUGUAUUUAAUUGCAGUGUGCUCUUCUGAACACAAAUUCAACCAUCAACAUCUUAGGGUCUGAUAUAUCAUUUAAUGUAAUCCAGUUAUGCACCUGGGGUUUUCCUGAGCAAUAUGUCUGCCCAAGAAAGGAUCUGGACUUGGGUUAUGUUUGCAUUUUGUUGUUUGACUAAGCUUUAAAGAUCAGUAGAGGCUACCAGUUAAUGGUAUUCACUUGAGCUAGCUUACUUUUGUUUUCUUCACUCAUGAGUGCCUAGAAUAUUGGAAAUUAGUACUAAAUUGAGUAUUGUGCCUUAACCAUUUAUAACUUUUUCUAGUUUAUGGUUGCAUGUGCCUGCAGUAAAUACUACUGUCUAGUAUGUAACAUAUUUGUUACACAGUAAAUAGAGGGGGGGUUUUAGAAGCUUUAUUAAUGACAUGUUUGGUGCUAAGAAAACAGAUUUUAGCAUCAUUUAUUUUGUAAAAGUGAGCAUCUGUACUGAGACUUUGUAUAUGUAAUCAUAUGUAAAUAUUUUUCCUGACCUUGUAUAUAGAAAUGUGUGUUUUUAUAUGAAGUAAAUUAAAUCAAUUAAGGAAGAUCAAAGCUUCAGAUAAUAUUGUCAGUUCUAAUCCUGGAAUAGAUGGUGGCUGAGCAGUGAGCGUACUUCAGAGGACAUCUGUGUUAAAUUCUGGCUUGAGUAACUGAAGUAGUUCCAUUUACUGCCUUUGAACUCACAAGUGUUAUUAAUCUCGGGGCUGCAAAGCUUCUCGUGUGAGAGAGGACAGGAUGUGAGGGACUGGAGCUGCAGGGCUGUGGAGCGUGUGGCUCAGACAGCUUCUCACACAGCCACUUGCUAUUUUGAGUGCCCGCGCUCUGUGCGGCGUUGGAAAUCCCUGCUGCAGCUUUCUUCACACAGAUCCUGGGUGAUGCUGGGCUAAGGUGAGCCCUGCAAGAUUCUGCAUGGCAACUAUUACAGUAUUUGGCCAUUUCCUCUGUUAAUAGGAAGAUUCCCUGCUCUUUGCAAAUGAUAGGCAAGUACAGAAUAGGUAUCUCUUUGAAGAAAUUCUGUCAGAAAUAGCUGGGGUAGGACAAAAGCCAUAAGAAAUAAAAAGGGAAAGCACUGUGGUUUAAGACUUGAUAAAUAAAUUCAUAGAUUCACAUUACUUUGCAUGUUUCUGUUUAGAGAUCAGGGGAUAGUUGGCCUGCACAGGAUUUCAAGUAAGUGGAAAUGGAUGCCCUGAGUUAGAGCAGUUGGUCUUCUGUUCCAUAGCCUGUGUUGCAACUGCAGCUGAGUGGAAGAAGAAAAAUGCAUCCAGAAAUGCUGGCCAAGUAGACUGUGUAAGAAAAAAAGAAAGCAAUCAAAAUUCCAAGUGCAGUGUAUAAACUAGGAAUUUAAAAAUGUGAUGGCUACUUUUGGCCAAGCAUCACUGGAAAGAGAACCUUCCUUUAAAUGCAGGUUCUGUGAUGAGUUGAACUUAACAUGAAUGUUCAGUAAUUUUUCCAAUGGUUAUUAAAAAUUCUACAGCCAGUGAUACCUGCAACUAGCUGUUCUUCCCACUGGCAGAAAUGUAUAAAACACUUCAUUUUUCCCCAGUCCAGUAGCCUUUUGUCCUUCAGUUAACUUUUCGUAGGAAUUGGCAGUGUUGUGCAAGACAUGUCUAAUCAGGCUUCUACUGAAAUGUCACAACAGCCAAGCUUCUUAUUUUUAACUUGGGGCGAAUUGGUAUUGCAUCAAGAAAUGUCUGGUAGUUUUUCUUUAUAUAGCCUCUGAAUUUUGUAAGACAGCUCAACAGUGAUGGAUGCUUGGGUUCAUUUGCAAACUGAAUGUUUGAAUUUCUUGGCUUUUGGGGGUGAGACAGAACAUCUCACUGUUAGUGUGUCCUGUCUGCAGUGUGCUUUUUGCUCAUGAGGCUAGGCCAUCCCCAACCAAGAAAAACUUGCAAAUUGGAGCAGCAUCCAUGCGUGCUUUUGCGGUGUGUACUUUCUGAACAAAGGGGAUUACGAACUCUAAAGGGGAAGCUCCUCUUCCAGAAAUCUUCACAUGGACCCUGACAUCUGUUUGGAAGUCUGGGUGCUCUGAGACCCAGUUCUGACACGUGCCAUUCUCCAGAAGAGCCAUGCUGUGCUAAGCUGUGAUCAGAAACUAGUCUGCAUGUGUGUAGGCUGCUUCAGUGCACAAAAAAAUCACUGAUAAACUGCCAUUAUAAAAUGUAAGCUAAGCUGACUAAGCUGCUUUCUGGGCUGGUUUUCUCUCCUGCACAGACACACUCUGCCUUUACUGCACUACCUGGAAUUACUGUGUAGGCAUUUCUACAGAUGUACCAGAGAUAGCUUUAAUACGAAGUAGAAACUUGUUCCCACAAGCGAAUUUUGACUUGUCAUUUCCUUUGUCAUUUGUUCUGAACAAGAACAGACUAUUCAGGCUCAAGGGGACUGUCCCCUGGCUUGUCGCAUGCUCGUGUUAUCCUGGAAACCUUAUUCUGCAGCUGCUGGGAAUUACUCAGUGAAGUGGAUAUUUACUCAGGACUAAUAAAUUCUUGGUGAGCUGCUCAUGA
Molecule: messenger RNA, 4060 nt
Organism: Serinus canaria (Common canary)
Lineage: Eukaryota; Metazoa; Chordata; Aves; Passeriformes; Fringillidae
Gene: NSL1
Product: NSL1 component of MIS12 kinetochore complex
Exons: 6
Coding region: 1-921 (306 amino acids)
Biological process (GO): mitotic sister chromatid segregation
Cellular component (GO): MIS12/MIND type complex; kinetochore
Source: RefSeq, a predicted model, not a curated record